GCCUAGUGCUUUCUUGCCGUAAUUAUGGAGCAUUAUGUUUCUUAGAUCAACGGCUAGCAGUUUUAUAACUUGCAGAUUAGAGACAAUCCGCGUGCUUGGAACGGGGGCAGCGUUUGUGGAAUUUUGUGACCUGUCGCCUGGUAACUGUACCUAAGACCGCUAAGCUCUCUGUGAGCUGUCAGAUUUCAGAAGUGUGGUCACCUCGGUCCAUAGCUCCCCGCUGCUAGAAGGAAAUGAGCGCUGCAGGGCUUGAAAAGCUGUAACUCCGCGGUCCACCCACAGCUAUGUCGCACUUCUUCUACCUGGCUCCAGAAAUUCUGCUUCCCUUUAGCCCUCUCACUUCGAAAGAGUUCGAAGUGAUCAGACGCAAGGCCCGAGAACUGUGGGAGGAUGAGUCUCAGUGGUCCGCUUCUUCAGUGACGACCUACUCGGGCAGUUACCGGCAAAAGCAGCUGGACGAGGCCCCGAGCAUCCGGCUGGCCCAAAGAGCCGGCCAGCGGCCGUACGAGUACAAACAGACACCAUUGCUGGGCAGCUCUGCCUACGGCACGCUACCGGGCCAGGAUGGUUCCCAGGAGGCCGCAGAUGGCAAAGGGCUCCCUGACAUAGCAAGAUCCUCUCCGGGCGCUCAGCUCACCGUCAAGCACAAAGUGGCACAUCAGGUUUGGGGUUCUGAGCCUCCUUUUUCAACACUUCUGGAUUACAGAGCUUUUCGUGUGAAACCCACAAAUCCAGGCCUUCAGCUCCUCAUGAGAUACAGGGCUAGAGGGAAAAAUCUUCUGAAACAACUUGGGCGACGACAAUGGGAUUAUGAAAGCAAGUUUGGCUCCUCGGAGGACUCAGAGACGGAUCAAUACUCCGAUUACGGCAGAGGCUCCCUGCCGAUGUUCAACUGACUUGAAGAACGAUGUAGGGCCCUAGUUCCUGCAUUAACCCAUUAAGGCAGGAGGUGUGUGUACGUGUGUGUGUGCAUGCGUGUGUGUGCGUGUGUGCAUGUGUGCUCGCGUGUGUGUGCAUGUGUGUGUGCAUGUGUCUGUGUGUGUGUGAAUAUGUACACUGGUAGCGAGGGCGCUGUCAUGAUCAUGAUUAAAUGUUCCUUCAAAGUAA
Molecule: messenger RNA, 1107 nt
Organism: Mesocricetus auratus (golden hamster)
Lineage: Eukaryota; Metazoa; Chordata; Mammalia; Rodentia; Cricetidae
Gene: CUNH4orf51
Product: chromosome unknown C4orf51 homolog
Exons: 6
Coding region: 285-896 (203 amino acids)
Source: RefSeq, a predicted model, not a curated record